UCAUCAUUAAGGUUCAGCUUGGAUCGUGAAAGUCCACACAGAAAGUAAUUGCUUGAUUUACAUUAGAUAUGUAAGUUACAUAACAAUUGGAUCUGGUCCACCUUUUGGGGUUUGAUUGCUAUAAUGAUGUGAAAUUGGUAGCCUCUUUAGGAAUUUGAUCUGCCAGCUGGACUACUCUUGCCGAAUUAAAUGCAAAUCAGACCAAUUUGUAUUUAGACUCUCGUGAUCAAACUCCUCAUGAAGGAAGGGGAGAGGAAGAGAUUAAGAGAACCUUGCUGGCACAGUACAUUCUAUUUUGUUUAAUCAGUAUGCAUGCCAAAAGUGAAAUCUUUCUUACAAGAUGCUGUAUGUCUCUUUUGGUAUUUUUACCAGUUAAGUGUUUGAAACUUUUGACCGACUGCCAAUACAAUAAUUUCUUUAGGUCCUCCACUACUUGGAAACUCUAAGACCUCAUCAACUGCUUGAGCAGAUGGUUUGCACUGCCUUCAAAGUAUCCUCUGACACUCUUAGUCAGACCUCUUUUGGUGGUCUAAAACAGAUGACGACCAGAAUGGAUCAGCUGUACCUGACAAUAGCAUCCAUUUUGAAGCCUUUGCAAGCAAAUGUCUUGCCUGAGAAGGUUGAGAUGAUAGAUGACCUGAGGAGAUUAUGUGUCAUCUUUGAACAUGUGGAGAAGCUUCUAAUCCUUGCAGCUUCCAUGCAUCGUAAGCUAUCUCAAGCACCACGUCUUUCAGAAGCAAGUUUCAGUGACUGUUACAGUUAUUAUAGCCCAAGAAUGGGAACAGGCAAAUUAGAGAGCAACAUUCGGAAGGAAUUCAAUACGAAGCAACAGGUGCGGAGGUAUGAGAGACACAUUGUGGAGAAUCUGUUUACACCACCUACAGCCAACCAAUCAUGGAGAAAAGUUCUAAGCAUGGGCAAUCUUCUUAAUGGCCAUGAGCCGGUUGUGAGGGAAAUCAUUUUCUUCAUACAGGAUAGCAUGAGCCAUGAUCAUUACGGGGAUCGGAGGAGCCCCCACGAAGAUAUCGAGACACAUCGGAUGUACAUAUGUGGAACAUCUAAUGAUCUCCGGGUAGCACAUUCUGUUACCUCAUGUGAUUAAUCUUUCUAGCAUUUCUUAUUGUCAUUCUAAUGUAAUUAUCUAUUGAUAGAUUUGUUUCUUAUGUUUAUUUAGUUGAAAUAAAUUGAAGAACAUUUUUGAAAGACUCAUUAUCAUUUUUGUUUAAUCGAUAUAGAUUGAAUAAAUAUAUAGAACACAAACAAAAAAAGUAAAUAUGAUGCAGAGCAAA
Macadamia integrifolia is the source of this 1289-nucleotide messenger RNA. RefSeq lists its product as uncharacterized. The record is from RefSeq and is a predicted model, not a curated record. Gene Ontology annotation, molecular function: GTPase activator activity. NCBI's taxonomy places the organism in Eukaryota, Viridiplantae, Streptophyta, Magnoliopsida, Proteales, Proteaceae. Gene Ontology annotation, biological process: positive regulation of GTPase activity. The transcript has 3 exons. The coding region runs from base 470 to 1102 and encodes 210 amino acids.